GUCUCUACACCAUGACAGUAUUUGAAACUGGCUAUUACAAAAUAAAUCGAGUGAGUUUGUGCCUUUGCGGUGUAUGGCCAGAACAAAAUUCAUUUCAAGCAUACAUUGCUCGUUUUUUAUUGUGGGGUGGGAUGGCAACAAUUAUGAUACCAGAAUAUGUUUGUUUAUAUAAAGCUUGGGUAUACGGCUCAUUUAUGGAAGAUUUUCUUCCUUGUAUUCCAACUCAAUUACUAAUAACCGCUGUUGCAGCAAAGUAUGUUGUUUUUGCAAUUUAUAAAAAAACGUUUCAAGAUACUAUUGAUAAAAUGCGAGUUGACUUUGAAUUUUUUGGUAAUACACCUGCUCGUAAAAUAUUGAAGGAGUAUGCUGAUAAAGGACGCACUCGUACAAUAUUCUAUGGAUGUUUUUUAUUUAUGAUAUUGACGACAUUUGUAGUGCCAGCAUUUUUGCCAGUUGUUUUAGAUAAAUUUAGGCCUCUCAAUGAGACUCGAAUACGACUGAAACUUCUUGAUACCGAUUACGGUGUUGAUCCCGAUGAAUAUUUUGUUCUUAUUACGAUUCAUGGAUAUAUUGCAUCAACAUUUUUGGUCCUUAUGCUGUGGAGUGUCGAUUCAUUUAUCAUGAUAAUGGUACAACAUUGUUGCAGUCUUUUUGUGAUUGUUGGUUUUACAUUAAAAAAAUUGGAUCAAGGAAACAAAAAGCAUACGGAAAAAUUCGAAAACGAUGUUCUUAUAAAUGCUCUUCAAGUACAUCAACAAGCUAUUGAGUUUGCUGAUUUUAUUGAAGCAUCGCUUAAAAAUAUGUAUGGAAUUGUGAUUAUAGAAAAUAUGCUUGCAAUAAGUAUCACUGGUCUUGAAACAAUAAAGCAAAUGGAUCAAACAGAUCAAGCAAUGAGAUUUGCUGCUUUUGCAUUUGGACAAAUGGUACAUUUAUUUUUCAACAGUUUACCGGGUCAAGAACUUGUUGAUCACAGUACUGGUCUUUUUGAUUUAGUAUACGAUUGUCAGUGGGAAUCAUUAUCAAUCAAAUCGAAAAAAAAAAUUCUCUUUAUUCUUAUGCGAAGUGCAAAACCAAAAAGUUUAACGGCAGGUGGUUUUUAUGAAUUGAAUCUACAACAUUGUGGUGCUGUUUUGAAAACAUCGAUGUCUUAUCUGACUGUUCUUUCGUCAAUGCGUCAAUAA
Aphidius gifuensis is the source of this 1181-nucleotide messenger RNA. RefSeq names its product odorant receptor 47a-like. Gene Ontology annotation, cellular component: plasma membrane. Lineage: Eukaryota; Metazoa; Arthropoda; Insecta; Hymenoptera; Braconidae. Gene Ontology annotation, molecular function: olfactory receptor activity; odorant binding. Gene Ontology annotation, biological process: detection of chemical stimulus involved in sensory perception of smell; sensory perception of smell. The record is from RefSeq and is a predicted model, not a curated record. The transcript is spliced from 10 exons. The coding region runs from base 12 to 1181 and encodes 389 amino acids.